AUACCAAAAGGACCUCUCUUAACAAGGAAGCGAACCCUAAUUCCACGUUCUCUUCCAUUCCUCUCUAAUCCAUCCCAAUAUCUCGUGGCCUCGCCUCAACCAUUUCACACCACGCCACCUCCCUUCGACGUUCGUCCUGCCAGCCAUCUUCAAUCCCUCUACGAUCUCUCUUGCCGACCCCAGUAUACUUUACGAGCUUAAUUCCCCAUCCUAGAGGCCGGCAUCUGCUCUCUCUCACCAACUUCAAUCGCGGCGGCAUCAUUCUCUCUCCACCACCCAUCCUGCCGGCGUAUUUUCAUUUAUUACGAUGGCUGAUGCUCAUGAAACUGAUAAGAACAUUGAAAUAUGGAAAAUUAAGAAGUUGAUUAAAGCACUUGAAGCUGCAAGAGGUAAUGGGACUAGCAUGAUCUCUCUCAUUAUGCCUCCGCGUGAUCAAAUUUCUCGUGUUACUAAGAUGCUUGGUGAUGAAUUUGGAACUGCUUCGAAUAUUAAGAGCAGGGUGAAUCGCCAAUCUGUUUUGGGCGCUAUCACAUCUGCUCAGCAGAGACUCAAGCUGUAUAACAAGGUUCCUCCAAAUGGGCUUGUGUUGUAUACUGGGACAAUCGUCACUGAGGAUGGAAAAGAAAAGAAAGUCACCAUUGAUUUUGAGCCUUUCAGGCCUAUAAAUGCAUCUCUUUAUCUUUGUGACAACAAGUUUCAUACGGAAGCCUUGAAUGAAUUGCUAGAAUCUGAUGACAAGUUUGGCUUCAUUGUCAUGGAUGGUAAUGGGACACUCUUUGGUACAUUGAGUGGAAACACACGUGAAGUCCUUCACAAAUUUAGUGUCGACCUUCCUAAGAAACAUGGAAGAGGAGGGCAGUCAGCACUUAGGUUUGCUCGUCUACGGAUGGAGAAGCGGCACAAUUAUGUGAGGAAAACAGCAGAGCUUGCAACCCAGUUCUUUAUUAAUCCUGCCACUAGUCAACCCAACGUUGCAGGAUUGAUACUGGCUGGAUCAGCUGACUUCAAAACCGAGCUCAGUCAAUCCGACAUGUUUGAUCCUCGUCUUCAGGCCAAAAUACUUAAUGUUGUCGAUGUCUCUUAUGGAGGGGAAAAUGGAUUCAAUCAGGCUAUUGAAUUGUCAUCCGAAAUCUUAUCUAAUGUGAAAUUUAUACAGGAGAAGCGCUUGAUUGGAAAAUACUUUGAAGAGAUUAGCCAGGACACAGGGAAAUAUGUUUUCGGUGUUGAUGACACACUGAAAGCUCUGGAGAUGGGUGCUGUUGAAAUUCUCAUUGUUUGGGAAAAUUUGGAUAUCAAUAGGUACGUAUUGAAGAAUGCUUCCACCGGUGAGAUUAUCAUAAAGCACUUGAACAAGGAACAGGAAGCCAAUCAAAGCAACUUUCGUGACCCCGCCACCUCCUCUGAGUUGGAGGUUCAAGAAAAAAUGGCGUUGCUGGAAUGGUUUGCAAACGAGUACAAGAAGUUUGGUUGCACACUGGAAUUCGUUACCAAUAAAUCACAGGAAGGAUCACAGUUCUGCAGAGGUUUUGGUGGUAUUGGAGGAAUUCUUCGUUACCAGCUUGACAUAAGAUCAUUUGAUGAACUAUCUGAUGGGGAAGAGUACGAUGAUUCUGAAUAGCAAUCAACCAAUCACUCCCCGUGGCUGGUGCAGAUGGGGGAUCAUGCGCUUGCACCAGCGCCCAGGGUUCGCGGAGGGGUUAUGUCCUUUUGAUCUGGAUUUGGCGUCUAUCUAAUUGAUCGUUAAAGGAUGCGUGCUCCAAUCUUUUGCCACAGUGCUCCGCCCUUGUUCUCGUGGAAUGGUUGCUGUCUACAGCAGAUCAGAUACUCAGUUACAAAAUGUUUGAAGUAUUGCAAUAAUAUUCAAUGCUCGUAAGCUCUGAACUUUUUGAGUUUGUGUCAUUUCGACUACUUUUCGAUGCUGAUAAUCAUAAACCAUGUCAGUUGGAUCUGAAUUCAUAUGCAUUUUACAAUAUUUGAAGGUUGUUCUUGUUAGGAUUGGUUCUUGAAUCUCUGAGAAUUAGGCUACGAAAUUGUUUCUGAAACCGAAGUUACAUCUAAACGAUAUUUAAUUCGUUAAUAGUAUGCUUAGUGUAAGCUUGUUUGGUCUAGAGACACCUUUCCUUUAGGAGCUGCUUACAGAUGAGAAGUGUUUUUCUUUAGUUGAGCCGAGUUUCUAUCGAAUUUGUUUAUAUAAAGUGCUUAAUUAGCAAAGCUAAA
This is a messenger RNA of Cucumis sativus (cucumber), 2217 nucleotides long. RefSeq names its product eukaryotic peptide chain release factor subunit 1-3. The coding region runs from base 308 to 1618 and encodes 436 amino acids. The record is from RefSeq and is a predicted model, not a curated record. The transcript has 3 exons. Gene Ontology annotation, cellular component: translation release factor complex; cytosol. Lineage: Eukaryota; Viridiplantae; Streptophyta; Magnoliopsida; Cucurbitales; Cucurbitaceae. Gene Ontology annotation, biological process: cytoplasmic translational termination. Gene Ontology annotation, molecular function: sequence-specific mRNA binding; translation release factor activity, codon specific.